AGAGAGAGAGGAAGGGAAAGAACAGCAAGAUCCUCCGUUAAAGGAUCUUGAAUGCGGUGGUGCGCGGUGACUCCCAAGGGCCGCAAGACUCGCUACGACGACGACGACGAUCUAGAGGAAAACGACGAUGAAAGAAAGGGCGACGGUGACGAAGAAGAGGAGAGAGAUAACAGAGACGGCAGAAAAGGAGGAAAGUCUUGUCGCGUGAUCCCAGUUCCUUCCCCUCGUAGCGAACCUCGAAGAUGUCGUCGUCGUCGUCGUCGUCGUCGUCGUCGUCGUUGUCUCUUAAUCUCAGAUUACGGCUCGCCUCGCGAUGGAACCUCGAUCUUAGGUAUUACGACGACAACCUCGAGGAAGAAGAAGCCGCUCGGACGAUCAAAUAGCAUAGAAGAAGAAGAAGAAGAAGGAGAGGAAGGUCUGGAGUCAAGCACGCGGGACCGUGCACGCCGCCGCUGCCGCCGCCGGUUGUCAGUUCUCUGAGUCAUAUCCGUGAAUUACUCCCUCCUCCUCGACCUCCACCUCACCCUCCUACGACCCUUUACUCGAAGAUGAACUCCAUGCUGUAUACCCUCUACGGGUUCGCGAUAUUUUUCAUGAUAUUCUGGUCGGGCAUGUGGAUAGUUCAUGUGUUGGCUUUGAUAGCCGGCCGCUGGAAGCUUCAUCGAAAGAUCGCCCAAAUGCCGAGCUACGAAACUCCCCUGCCUGGUGUUUCGAUCAUAAAGCCGUUAAUGGGAGUAGAUCCGAAUCUUUUCAGUAAUCUCGAGACUUUCUUCACGAUCGAAUAUCCUAGAUACGAAUUGCUCUUCUGCGUCGAGGACGAUUCCGAUCCUGCAUUGAUGCUAGUCGGGAAACUCAUCGAAAAAUAUCCGCAGAUAGAGACACGAGUAUUCGUCGGCGGUCGCAACGUCGGGGUCAACCCGAAAAUCAACAACAUGCAGCCGGCUUACGAGACGGCCAAAUACGAGUUGGUACUUAUAAGCGACAGCGGUAUAAGGAUGAAGGAGGACACUCUGUUGGACAUGGUCAACUACAUGACCGAUAAGGUCGCCUUGGUACACCAGAUGCCGUUCACGUACGACCGUGACGGUUUCGCCGCGGCGUACGAAAAGAUAUUCUUCGGUACUGUACAAUCGAGGAUGUACCUGGCAGCCGAUCUUUUGAGAAUAAACUGUCAUACCGGUAUGUCGGCGUUACUUCGUAAAGCGACCUUGGACGAGGUCGGCGGCCUCAAGACCUUCGGUGUCUAUCUCGCUGAGGACUUCUUUUACGCGAAGUCAUUGACCGACCGCGGCUGGCGAAUAACCGUCUGCUCUCAGCCGGCCUUGCAAAACAGCGGGCACUGCGAGUUGCACUCCUUCCAGGCGAGGCUCAGGAGGUGGGCCAAGCUUCGUGUCGCCAUGUUACCCACCACGAUCGUCUUCGAACCUCUCAGCGAGUGCCUCGUACUCGGCGCCUGUGCCUCAUGGGCGGCCAGUGUUCUAUUCGACUGGGACUCUUUAGUUUUUUAUCUUGUACACAUACUAUUGUGGUUCAUGUUCGACUGGACGCUUUUGUGUGUAGUACAGAACGGGCCGUUGCCCUUCAACAAACUCAUGUUCGUCUGUGGAUGGCUUCUCAGUGAGAUCACGAGACCAUAUCUCUUCGUACAGGCCGUCCUGGAUCCUCUGAUACAGUGGCGUUCGCGCGUUUACAAGCUCAGAUGGGGCGGCGUCGCGGAGGAGGUCAAGACGAAAGUAAAAUAUUAGGAUAGCAAAUCGUUCUCUCUUC
Molecule: messenger RNA, 1767 nt
Organism: Vespula pensylvanica (western yellowjacket)
Lineage: Eukaryota; Metazoa; Arthropoda; Insecta; Hymenoptera; Vespidae
Gene: GlcT
Product: ceramide glucosyltransferase
Exons: 1
Coding region: 549-1745 (398 amino acids)
Biological process (GO): glucosylceramide biosynthetic process
Cellular component (GO): membrane
Molecular function (GO): ceramide glucosyltransferase activity
Source: RefSeq, a predicted model, not a curated record